Molecule: messenger RNA, 792 nt
Organism: Pochonia chlamydosporia 170
Lineage: Eukaryota; Fungi; Ascomycota; Sordariomycetes; Hypocreales; Clavicipitaceae
Product: HCNGP-like protein
Exons: 3
Coding region: 1-792 (263 amino acids)
Biological process (GO): regulation of DNA-templated transcription
Cellular component (GO): nucleus
Source: RefSeq, a predicted model, not a curated record
AUGGCAGGACUGGUUGGUUACGCCAGCAGCGACGAAGAGGACGAACAUUCUCACCAUUCUCCUCCGCCAACAACAUUCCCAAACGAACAACCAAAAACAACACAAACUGCAAAAGAAAUCUCAAAUCAAGAAUCCGCCUCAAACAACAAACCAACUCCAGCACCGCCAACUCAAUCAUCAACAUCUCACGAACAUCCACCAUCUGAGCCUCAGGAACAACAUCCAGCACCAUCAACCCAACCAACAAUCGGUCCCGCGCUCGGUCCAUCCCUCCCAGAAUCAUCCACUCUCCCUGGCCUCCCCGAGCCCUCGGAGCCCUCAUCGCCAUACACAGCAACCCGCACCUUAACCCACGACCUCACCCUCCCGUCUAUACCAAACCUCGACAUCCCGCCCUCCCCACCAGGCUCUCCUCCCCCGCAAACAACUGCCAAAUUCCAACAAUUCCUCACGCUCAAACGCCAAGGCACACACUUCAACAGCAAGCUCGAGCAGUCUGCUGCGCUGCGCAACCCUUCGCUCUGCGACAAACUCCUCUCAUUUGUGGAUCUAUCUGGGGCGGCGCAGUACGAAACCACGGUGUCGUUGGAUUUGUAUGACCCUAGUGGGUUUCCGGAGUGGGCGUAUAGAGAUAAGUUGAGGAAGGCGAGGGAGGGUGUUGUCAAGGAGAAGGAGAAGGAGGAUAAGGCUGCUGGGAGGACUAUUGAAUUUGUGGGUGGCGUUGUGAGUUCGAAUUCACCUGCCAGUACGGGAGGGUUGUCACGAGAGAAGAGGAAAAGUGGCCGGAAAUAG